Messenger RNA from Phialemonium atrogriseum, 2421 nucleotides. RefSeq lists its product as uncharacterized. Gene Ontology annotation, molecular function: protein binding. The record is from RefSeq and is a predicted model, not a curated record. The coding region runs from base 1 to 2421 and encodes 806 amino acids. Lineage: Eukaryota; Fungi; Ascomycota; Sordariomycetes; Cephalothecales; Cephalothecaceae. The transcript is spliced from 7 exons.
AUGGCUGACCCACUCUCCGUGGCCGCAAGCGUAGCCGGCCUUGUUUCAUUGGGCAUCCAGGUCACGCAAUCUCUGGUAGCCUUUUAUGCGGCGUGCAAGGGCCAGAAAACCGACAUCUCCUCCACCUCCAGGAAGCUGGAACAUCUCCUGGGCGUACUAGAGAUUCUGCACGGGCAGCUGGCCAGCCGCCAGUUCCGAGCCGACGAGCAGGGCCUGCUCGAGAAGAUAGAGAGCUCAAUCCAAGUCUGCGACGAGUGCGUCCAGGAGCUCCAGUCCGAAAACGACAAAUUCAAGGGUGGUUCGAAAGACGGUAUCCGGGCCGCCGCUCAGACCGCUUCUCGCCGCCUAGCAUAUCCCUUCCGGCAGAGCACGCUGCAAAAGCUGGACGAGAAUAUUGACGAGACAGUCUCGCAAUUGUCUCUGGUGCUGCAGAUGCUGCAGCAAAAGGAUAUCGGCUGCAUCCAGGAUGGCAUUGGGGAAACCAAGGCAUUGCUUGACUUGAAGCAUCCCAGUACCGGCCUCUGGCUUGUCAAGGGUUCUUCCUUUUCCGCCUCGCUUGAGAAGUCGAAUUCCUUCCUGUGGCUCAACAGCUUCGCCGGAUGCGGCAAGUCAGUGUUAUGUUCCACGGCCAUACAGUACGCCUUUCGGCAUCGGAGGUCCAACCCACGCAUCGGGAUUGCGUUCUUCUUCUUCACCUUCAACGACAACUCCAAGCAAGACACCUCCUCGAUGCUCCGCGCAGUUGUCUUGCAGCUGUCAAGCCAGCUAAACGACAACCAUGGUUUUCUCUCGCAACUGCACAGCAACUACCGCAACGCCAUGCCGCCUGAUCAGGCUCUCGCGGACUGUCUUCGUCAGAUCGUGCGGGCAUUUGACGACGUGUACAUCAUCUUGGACGCACUAGACGAAAGCCCUCGGGACACGCACAGGGGGGAGGUUCUCCAAAUGUUGGUCGAUCUGCGGGCGUGGGGCGAGCCUGGACUUCAUCUUCUGGUCACGAGUCGUGAGGAGCCUGACAUUGGCGAUGUGCUUCACAAGGAGCUCAACGCCCUACCAGACGAGGUGGUCUCGAUGAAGAACAGUUUCGUCGAAAGUGACAUUGCAGCUUUCAUCUCCGAACACCUUCAAGACAAUCGGAAGCUUCGAAAAUGGAAGGAAUAUCAUGAUCGGAUAGAGACCACGCUUAGCCAGCGUGCGAAGGGAGUGUUUCGAUGGGUGGAAUGCCAGUUCAAGGCACUCGAGCAAUGCCCAGAAUGCGAAGACCUCCUCGACCAAUUGCUGGCUUCACUGCCUCAAUCACUGGAUCAGACCUACGAGCGAAUGCUUUCGAAUAUCCCCCCGGCUUCCGUGAGAUAUGCUCAGCAGAUGUUGACUUUGCUCUGCUGCGCCUUGCGCCCAUUGACAGUACCAGAACUCAUCGACGGAAUUGCCGUAGAACUCGGCGACUCUCCAAAGUUCAACCCCAAGCCAGCUACCGUGCGCCUCGCGCAUUUCUCAGUCCAGGAGUACCUAGAAUCUGGCCGGUCAGGUCAGCACUCAAUCGCGACAUUCCGUGUGAGAAGACGGGAGGCUCAUACCAACAUAGCUCGCAUAUGCUUGACGUAUUUGCUAGAGCCUGCGUUGUUAAUGUCGGAGAAACCGAUUAAAGAAUAUCCGCUGGCACCCUACGCCGCAGAGCUUUGGCACGAACACCUUCGUGAAGGAGACGAAAACGCGCACCAUGCUAAGCACCAAGCCCUCCGACUAUUUCAAAUUGUACCUGAAUUACUUUCCAAUAUCCCAUUAGAGCCUCCUCUCUCAGUCCCAAACCCAACACAAGCUUCUAGUUUGUUUAAUGCCAGAAGAGGGAAUGCUGAUGUCAAUGCCAAAGGAGGAUUCUAUGGGAGUGCCUUGCAAACAGCAUCAGGCAAUGGUUAUGAGAAGAUAGUCCAGCUGCUUCUUGAAAGGAAUGCUGAUGCAGCAUCAAGCAAUGGUUAUGAGAAGAUAGUCCAUCUGCUCCUUGAAAGAAAUGCUGAUGUUGAUGCUGAAGGAGAAUACUAUGGGACUGCCUUGCAAAGAGCAUCAGCAAGAGGUUACGAGAAGUUAGUCCAGCUGCUUCUUGAAAGGAAUGCUAAUGUCAAUGCCAAAGGAGGAUUCUAUGGGACUGCCUUGCAAACAGCAUCAGCAGAAGGUCAUGAGAAGAUAGUCCAGCUGUUUCUUGAAAGGAAUGCUGAUGUUAAUGCCAAAGGAGGACUCUAUGGGACUGCCUUGCAGGCAGCAUCAGCAGAAGGUUAUGAGGAGAUAGCCCAGCUACUUCUUGAAAAGAAUGCUGAUGUUAAUGCUAAAGGAGGACGCUAUGGGACUGCCUUGCAGGCAGCAUCAGUAAUGGGUCGGGAGAAGACAGUCCAGCUGCUUCUUGAAAAGGGUGCGCAUAGAGUCUAG